Messenger RNA from Penicillium taxi, 1869 nucleotides. Its product is annotated as GMC family oxidoreductase. The record is from RefSeq and is a predicted model, not a curated record. NCBI's taxonomy places the organism in Eukaryota, Fungi, Ascomycota, Eurotiomycetes, Eurotiales, Aspergillaceae. The transcript is spliced from 4 exons. Gene Ontology annotation, molecular function: flavin adenine dinucleotide binding; oxidoreductase activity, acting on CH-OH group of donors. Bases 1 to 1869 code for a protein of 622 amino acids.
AUGUCUCCCUCCGACACUUCCUCCCUCGAAGAUCUACACAAGGAAUAUGAUUAUGUCGUCGUUGGUGGUGGUACCACUGGUCUAGUUGUUGCCAACAGAUUGACGGAACUUCCCUAUGUGAAUGUUCUUCUUCUUGAAGCUGGAAGCAACCGCCUUGAUGAUCCUCGAAUUCAGGUGCCGGGUCUCGCCGUCUCCACGUACUCUGACCCUGAAUUUGACUGGUGCAUUGAGACUACUCCUCAGGCUGGUCUUAAUGGUCGAGUCUUAUCAGAGCCACGGGGUAAGACAUUGGGUGGGAGUAGCGCCAUAAAUCUGGGUAUGGCUAUCUACCCCAGCCAAACUGACAUUAAUGCGUGGGAAGAAUUGGGCAAUGAGGGUUGGAGCUGGAAGACCAUGUCUGAAUGUAUGAAGAAGUCGCAGACUCUCACCCCACCUUCUGCGGCGAUUAAGGAGGAGCUUUCCAUCGACUAUAUCGAUCCUUCUGUUCAGGGUACUUCAGGCCCGAUCCAGAUCUCAUUUGGCGAGGGGCCUUUUCCUGCAUGCAAUGGCGCUUGGCCUAAGACUUUCCAGACUCUGAACAAAAAAAUUACUGGAGAUCCUAUGUCUGGAAUUGCCGACGGUGCCUACUGUAAUCCGGGAACUGUUCACCCUAUUACUAGACACCGCAGUCAUGCCGGCUCUGCUUAUUAUAAUGAAGAGGUUGCUAAGCGGCCUAAUCUGCGCGUGGUUACUGAGGCCCUUGUGCAGAAGAUACUUCUUGAAAAGGUAGAUGAUAAAGACCCUAAGGUGGUAGCAACUGGAGUCAUCUUUAUUGGUAAGGACGGUGUUAAGCGCACUAUUGCUGCUAAAAAUGAGCUUAUUUUAGCUGCCGGAGCUCUAAAGACUCCUCAACUACUUGAGAUUUCUGGAAUCGGCAAUGGUGCUUUACUUAGGAAGCAUGGAAUCGAGCCUAUUAUUAACCUCGAUGGUGUUGGAGAGAACUGCCAGGAACACGGCUUCGUUCCUUUUAGUUGGGAGGUUAUGGAUGACCAGGUGACCGCCGAGGCACUACGUGACCCGGUAAUUGCAGCCGGUGCUAUGGAAAUGUGGCAAAAAAACGGCUCAGGACCUCUAGGUCUUGUCGCUCUACACUCGUCAUAUGCCACUCCCCCCGAGCUCAAGGGGCCGGAAAUCGCAGCCCUUUUAGAGGAACAUCUCAAGGAGGAUGAUCUUGAUCUUACGCCUGGUCUUAAGGCGCAGUAUGCCAUCCUCACGCGGAUGCUUAAAGAUGAAAAUGAGCCUAUUGGGCAGUUCCAUUUGGGACCAUUCCAGAUCACGCCUGAGAAGGGACCUUCCGUCCCGGGAGUCUUUGGGAUGACCGAACCAGAGUGCUACUAUAGUAUUGUGGCCAUUCUUAACCGCCCCUUCUCUCGUGGUAGCACUCAUCUUGUAUCCACUGAUAUCCAGGACUCCCCUGAAUUUGAUAUCGGAUUCUUUAAACAUCCUAUCGAUAUCCAGCUUCAUGGACGCCUCACCCGCUGGUUGGAAACGAUCGCCGAGACUGCACCUAUGGCUUCGCUAUUUAAGCCUGGCGGUCGACGUCUACAGGAGUCUUCACCUGAUAUAUCUAUAGAGCAAGCUAUGAAGCUAACAAGAGAACGUAUUGUCGCUCAUUAUCAUGUUUGCGGUACUACUGCCAUGAUGCCAAGGGAGCUCAACGGUGUUGUCGACUCCAAGCUCCGGGUCUACGGCACAAAGAACUUACGCAUCGUCGACGCUGGUAUCAUUCCUAUUAUUCCCCGUGGCAAUAUUCAAUCUCUUGUUUUUGCCAUCGGAGAGAAAGCCGCCGAGCUCAUUGUGGCCGACGUCCCGAUCAAGUCUUCUCAUUGA